This is a messenger RNA of Spinacia oleracea (spinach), 627 nucleotides long. RefSeq lists its product as uncharacterized. The record is from RefSeq and is a predicted model, not a curated record. The transcript has a single exon. Bases 1 to 627 code for a protein of 208 amino acids. NCBI's taxonomy places the organism in Eukaryota, Viridiplantae, Streptophyta, Magnoliopsida, Caryophyllales, Amaranthaceae.
AUGAGAGGUCAAAAAGACAAUGCAAGCCGGUUGGGACAGGUCAUGUUGUCUGGAAAAGCCCCAAUUGACCAUUUCCCUAAAGUAAAGAUUUGUGAAUCUGACAGGGGCAAGAUCGCCACUCCACAUGACGACCCGUUGGUCAUUGAAUUGAAGGUAGCAAACCUCAAGGUAAGGCGUAUUUUAGUAGAUACGGGGAGUUUGUCAAACAUUAUCAGCACAGCUUGUCUAAGUCGUCUUGAGCAUGAUCCAAAGCCAAUUGAAAAAAUACAUUAUCCGAUAAUUGGAUUCGGAGGCGGCAUAAUUCAUCCCCAGGGGAUAAUCACUCUGCCCCUACGAGUUGGAGGCCGGCAUCAAAGCAGGAACUUGAACGUCCGCUUUCUAAUUGUAAAGGACCUCACUGCUUACAAUAUCAUACUGGGUCGUCCAACUUUGAAUCAGGCCAAGGCAGUGGUCGUCACUCAUCUUAUGCUCAUGAAGUAUGUCUGUGAUAAAGGUCAGGUCGGCACAAUUCAUGGUGAUCAACAGCUAGCAAGGGAUUGUUACCUCACUACGCUAAGUCCCGAGGCUUGGGGAAAAACUGACAAAGCCAGAGCAAGCUCAAAAAGAAAACUAGAUGAGAUGGAGUAG